CUUGACGGGAAGAUAAUACAAUGCUGCUGUCUGUAAGGAGUUUGUAUGCUCUCCCGUGACCUCGUGGGUUGUUCCCGGAUGCUCUGGUUUCCUUCUGCAUUCAAAGACAUACUAGUAGGGUUAGGGUUGGUGAGUUUUGGGCGUGCUAUGUUGGUGCCAGAAGCAUGGUGACUCUUGUGAGCUGCCCCUGGCACAAUCCUUGGACUGUGUAGGUUGUUGCUGCGAAACAGCACAUUCCCCUGUAUGUUUCGAUGUACAUGUGACAAAUACAGCUAGUCAAAUCUGAUGCUCCCCUCCAUCCAUGACUGGUCACGGCCUCAGCUGGUGUACUUGUUCAGAGGUCAAAAGAGAAAGCAAACAACAGGCAAAUUAAUGACCCAGAAUUUGCACAGGGCAUGAAGCAUUGACAGUUAAACCCCAUCCCGAGAGAUUGACAUUUCUGUAUCAAGUGUUUUUAAAGAAAAAUGACAUUGAUAUCAUCACUGAACUGGCUUAGCAUCCAAUUAAAUUUUUUUUUUAAAGCAUGCUCUUGGUAAACUUAGGAAACAAAAGGCAAGCUUUUUAAUAACUUUUGAGAUUUUUUUUGUGAAAUGCCGAAUAUGAUUGAAAAAUGCACACAAGGUGUUGAGGUAGAUACUGAAAUGGCACUUUAUGCACACUGUGUGCAUGUUCAAUCAUUUUUUUUAUUUUAAAAACCCCUUUAGGUAAAAUAUAAUGUGAGGAAUUGCAAAAGAGAUGGAGGUAAGUUUUUGGUGCCAGCUUGCUAAGUAACAAUUGUCAUUUCAAGAUUCUAGAAUUUUAUUGUUAUUUAAAAACAUAGAAACCCUAUAGCACAAUACAGGCCCUUUGGCCCACAAUACUGUGCCAAACAUGUUCCAACUUUAGAAAUAUUCUAGGGUUACCCAUAGCCCUCUGUUUUUCUAACCUCUAUGUAGCCUCUAUGUACCUAUCCAGGAGCCUCUUAGAAGAUUCUAUCAUAUCUGCCUCCCCCACUGUUACUGGCAACCCAUUCCACCCACUCACUACUUUCUGUGUUAAAAUAAAUAAAUCGUUUCCAGUAACAUACCAUAUAUCUUAGAUAUUGAAUCAUUAUGAAAAAGUGUCAAAUUAAAAAUUAUGUCUAGUAAGUUCUUAUCUGAGUUUAUAUGAAAUGUACAUAAUUGAGAUCUUAAGAAGUCUCUAAUUUGUAAAUAUCUAAAAAGUGAAGUUUGGGUAAACUGUAUUUAGCCGACAAUUGCUCAAAUGAACAAAGGUUUCCUCCAACAAACGGAUCCCAAGAACAAUUAAUACCCAAUCUGUCCCAUUCCUUAAAAACUAAAUCAAUCAUGGAGGGUUUAAAAAAUUAGAAUAAAUGGGACUUGAAAGGGAGAACCUCAAUAAAUCAAAGUGUUUUCUAAAUUGUAUCCAGAUCCUCAGAGUAUGUUUAACAAUUAUCCAUUACUUUACUUACAGAUAAGGGAAGUGAGGAUCCAAGAAGAGUAAUAAUAGAAAAUAUAUUAACAAAGUUAGCUUCUAAAGAAACCCAUACCGGACAAUCUACACGAUUAACAUAGUAUAGCCAAAACAUAAUGUAUUGUAUAUUAACUGCCCAGUAAUAAAACCUAAAAUUAGGUAAGGCUAAACUGCCAGACUUUUUAGAUUUUUGAAGAUGAACUUUAUUUAAAAGUGGUAUGUUACUGGAAAUGAGGAAUGUUUCUUUAGACAAAAUUAAGAAUCUUUGGGAACACAAUUUACAGACAUUGAUAUCUGAGGAAACUUGGAAUGAAAUGUUUAAACAGGUUAAUACUCCAUCGCUAUGUGAUCAUUCCUUCAUACAAUUUAAGGUGGUACAUAGAGCUCAUAUGUCUAAGGAUAAGCUAUCUCAUUUUUACUCAGAUAUAUCUCCCUACUGUGACAGAUGUAAUAAUGGAGAAGCCUCAUUAAUUCAUAUGUUUUGAUCCUGCCCGAUUUUCAAAAAAUAUUUGAAGUUUUUCAAACUUUAUCCUUACUUUUUAAAGUCAAUUUUCAGCCUAACCCUCGGACGGCCCUUUUUGGUAUUGUUGCAGGACAAGAUGUUAAGCUGAAGGCAUCUGAUCUACAUAUUUUGGCCUUUAGCACCCUUAUAGCUAGGAGGACACUUUUGUUUAAAUGCAAAGAUGUUCUUCCUCCUACUCAUGCUCAAUGGUUAUGUGACGUUAUGUCAUCUUUAGACUUUGAGAAGAUUUGUUGUUCAAUUUCUGAAUCUCGUCAAGACUUUCAAACAUUGUGGGGACCUUUUCUGAAUUAUUUUCAAAGCAUUCCAUUCGUUAUAUUAAACAGAUGUUGGCUAAUAUUAAUUUUUAUCAUAUAAGAAGGUAUUUACCUUCUUUUCUCCUUAAUGAACAGCUUCAGUCUUGGUAGGGGUUAGAUUUUUUUCUUUUGCAAUAAAUUAGUAUAGUUAAUAUAACUGUUGAUUAACUUAUAUGACUACAGGGUAAUGUAAUUGUUAUUAUGAACAGAUACAAUGUAUCUUUUCUUGCCUCUUAUAUACACUUUCUUGUACUCUGUAUUCCUCUAUGUAGAAAAUAAUAUCAACAUUGGAAAUAAAUAAAUAGAUAGCUAAUUUAGCCUUGACACCUCCUCUGUACCUACUUCCAAGCACCUUGAAACAGUACCCUUUUGUGUUAGCCAUUUCAGCCUUGGGGGAAAAAGCCUCUGACUAUUCACAUGAUCAGUGGCACUCAUCAUCUUGUACAGCUCCAUCAGGUCACCUCCCAUCCUCUGCUGCUCCAAGGAGAAAAGGUUGAGUUCACUCAACCUAUUCUUAUAAGGCAUGAUCCCCAAUCCAGGCAACACUCCUUUGAAUCCUUUCUAUAGUUUCCACAUCCUUCCUGUAGCACAGUGACUAGAAAUGAGUGCAGUAUUCCAAGUGGGGUCUGACCAGGGUCCUAUAUAGUUGUAACAUUACCUCUCGGCUCUUAAACUCAAUCCCAUGGUUGAUGAAGGCCAAUGCACUGUAUGCCUUCUUAACCAUGGAGUCAACCUGCGCAGCAGCUUUGAGUGUCCUAUGGACUCGGAUCCCAAGAUCCUUCUGAUCCUCCACACUGACAAGAGUCUUACCAUUAAUACUAUAUUGUGCCAUCAUAUUUGACCUACCAAAAUGAACCACCUCACGCUUAAUCUGGGUUGAACUCCAUCUGCCACUUCUCAGCCCAGUGUUGAAUCCUAUAGGUAUCCCACUGUAAUCUCUGACAGCCCUCCACACUAGCCACAACAUCGCCAACCUUUGUGUCAUCAGCUGAUUUACUAACCCAUCCCUCCACUUCCUCAUCCAGCUCAUUUAUAAAAAUCACAAAGUAUAGGGGUCCCAGAACAGAUCCCUGAGGCACAUGGUCAGUCACCGACCUCCAUUCAGAACACUGCUGUAAAGGAGAAUGAAAUGAUUGUUACUCUGGCCCCGGUGUCACAUUUAAAAAAAAAAGUACAAAGAACACAAUUUUUAUAAACUUCAAAAAACACAAUAAAUAUAAAUAUAAAGCAAUCCAGUGAAGCACAGUGUACAAGUAAAUGUACAAACUGUAUUUAAAAACUCACUUCAAAUUCUCUUACCCUGAUAAUUUGUACUUAGUCGUUAGCAGGAUUGAUUAUUAAGUGACAUAUAAUUUGUUAUUAAUAAGUUCAUGUGAUUUCCCUUGAUUGCAGUGAUGAAGAGGGAAGUGGUGUAGUCUGUGGAAGAGGAUUUACUUGCUGGUGGAGACAACUACAUGGUCAAAAAACUCCUUGAUGAGAAGUUCAGUGAGCUAAAUAUAAACUGCGUGGAUGUGCUGGGGAGGAAUGCAGUAACGAUAGCAAUUGAAAAUGAGAAUCUAGAUAUCCUAAAGCUUCUCUUGGAACGGGGUUGUCAGGUGACUACAGAUGCACUGCUAGUGGCAAUCAACUCUGAGGUUGUUGGUGCUGUGGAUAUUCUUCUCAAUCAUCGUCCCAGACGGUCGUCCAAGCCAACUAUCGCAAAAUUAAUGCAGAGAAUUCAGAAUCCCGAAUACUCCACCACAAUGGACGUUGCUCCCGUGAUUCUUGCUGCUCAUCGCAACAACUAUGAGAUCCUGACUAUGCUUCUGAAACAGGACCUCUCAUUGCCGAGACCUCAUGCUGUAGGAUGUGAGUGCACACUCUGUAAUGCAAAGAACAAGAAAGAUAGUCUACGCCACUCCAGGUUUCGCCUUGACAUCUAUCGCUGCCUAUCCAGUCCAUCGCUGAUCAUGCUUACAGAGGAGGAUCCCAUCCUCAGGGCAUUUGAACUCAGUACCGAUCUGAAGGAAUUGAGUCUGGUGGAAGUGGAGUUUAGGAAUGACUACGAAGAACUAGCACAGCAAUGUAAGACCUUUGCAAAAGAUCUCCUUGCACAGGCCCGGAACUCCCGUGAACUGGAGGUUAUUCUGAAUCACACAUCGAGUGAUGAGCCGAUCGAUAAGAGAGGAUUGCUUGAGGAGAGGAUGAACCUAAGUCGACUUAAACUUGCAAUUAAGUACAAUCAGAAAGAGUUUGUGGCUCAGUCAAAUUGCCAGCAGUUCUUGAAUACGGUCUGGUUUGGGCAGAUGGCAGGCUACAGGCGGAAGCACACCUGUAAGAAGAUUCUGACUGUUCUUUCAGUUGCCACCUUGUGGCCAUUGCUGUCCCUUUGUUAUCUGCUGGCACCAAAGUCUCGAGUCGGAAGAGUCAUUCACACUCCAUUCAUGAAGUUCAUCAUUCACAGUGCAUCAUAUUUCACAUUUCUACUGUUACUGAACUUGUAUUCACUAGUGUACAAUGAAGACUUAAAAAACACAAUGGGCCCUGCAUUAGAGAUGAUUGAUUAUCUCCUGAUCAUAUGGAUAAUCGGAAUGGUGUGGUCAGAUGUGAAGCGACUGUGGUAUGAUGGACUUGAAGAUUUUCUGGAAGAGUCUCGAAAUCAGCUCAGUUUUGUCAUGAACUCCUUGUAUUUAGCAACGUUCGCUCUCAAAGUUGUGGCUCAUUAUAAGUUUCACGCUAUUGCAGACCGGAAGAGUUGGGAUGCUUUCCAUCCCACUUUAGUAGCAGAGGGUCUCUUCGCUUUUGGAAAUAUCCUAAGCUCUUUGCGGCUUUUCUUCAUGUACACAGCCAGUUCCAUCCUGGGACCACUGCAGAUUUCCAUGGGGCAAAUGCUGCAAGAUUUUGGGAAGUUCCUCGGAUUGUUUCUGCUUGUGCUGAUCUCCUUCACCAUUGGAUUGACUCAGUUACAUGAUAAGGAGCUUUCAACAGUGAAAGAAGUCAAGGGGUGCACCGGAAUCUACUGUGAGCAGCAGAGCAGUAGCACAUUCGACUCCUUUAUUGGGACCUGCUAUAUCCUGUUCUGGUAUAUUUUCUCCUUGGCACACGUGGCACUGUUUGUAACAAGGUUCAGCUACACCGAUGACUUGCGGUCUGUUGUUGGGGUGCUCAUCAUUGGCACGUAUAAUGUGGUCGUUGUCAUUGUUCUAACUAAACUCCUAGUAGCCAUGCUGCACAAAAGCUUCCAGAUGAUAGCAAACCACGAGGACAAGGAGUGGAAGUUUGCCCGCGCUAAGCUGUGGCUGAGCUACUUUGAUGAUAAGUGUACUUUGCCCCCGCCAUUCAACAUCAUCCCGUCUCCAAAAACCAUUUACUAUCUCUUCACGAGUCUCAAUAAAUGGAUCUGCUCUCAUACUAGUGCAGGGAAGGUGAAAAGACAGAACAGCCUUAAAGAAUGGAAGACCCUCAAGCAUAAGCAGGAUGAAAAUUACCAGAAGGUAAUGUGCUGCUUAGUUCAUCGUUACCUUACUGCUAUGAGACAAAAGAUGCAUAGUACAGACCAGGCCACUGAAGAGAACCUGAAUGAACUACGGCAAGACCUCUCUAAAUUUCGCAAUGAAAUGAGAGACAUUCUUGGAUUCAGGACAGCAAAGUACGCCAUGUUCUAUUCACGGAACUAACAAGUAUUCCAACAUUCACGGGACUGGAUACUCAAAUACCAAACAGGAGAGUUCUACAUGCAAAAAUAAGGGUCUCAAAACAUCAGUCUCUUAUCAACACAAGAGCUUCAGCAGAUGCUAGAAAUCCAGGGUAACAAACAAAACUGCUGGAGCAACUUGGGCAGCGUCUAUGGAAAUGGAUCAACACUGAGGCAGAGAUCUUGAUGAAGGGUCGGCCUGAAACAUCGACUGCUUAUUAUUUUCUAUAGAUGCUGCCUGACUUCCUGAGUUCCUCCAGCAUUUUCUAUGUUAAUCAGUGUCUUGUUUGCUGGUUAUACACUCCAUGUGUACAGUCCUAUUGUUUUGUAUCUUUGUCAAAAAUCAAGGUUCACCCAUUUAAAAUCUAGUAACGAUGCACCAACGUACCAAAUCUUAAAGGGCCAAUUUAAUAUAGUUGCAAAGCAGAAUUCAUAGAAUAUUGGACUACACUCUUAAAAUGAAUUAAGUUCAUCCUUUAAUGGCUGGGCCAUCUAAGAGGGUAAUUAAGAGUUAUGUUGCUGCAGAACCUACUUGGGCUGUUAUGCUCAGAAAAAGAAAUACAAGCCCAAAGCUGUUCUCCAUCUCACCAAAUCAGCUCGGUGCUGGAUUUGGUGAAUGGGUAUCAAAAUUCUUCUGCAUUGACUCCUCCCUAAAUCACUCACUCCAGCUCCAGCGGCGAUAUGGACUCAAUUUCCCUCUGCACACCAACACGCUGCGCUUGCAAUGCCCCAGCAUGGCUCAUCUCCCGAACCUGCCUCCUCUAUGCAGUUAGUCUUUAAACACCUCCAUGUGGCAGAUGUGAACUUGCCCAAAAACAACUGCUUCCAAUUAACUCUCUGUAGUUCCUGCUUGACCCUGCUUCAAUUUAAUACUUUCCCAUAAGGUCUACACUUAGCUUUACAAGCAAUUAAUUUAUUUCAUCAUAAAUCUGCAUUAAAAUUUUGUAAUGGGCCUGCUGUUCCUUUGCCGAUCAUUUUAACUCUGUCGUCUGAACGCAUGUCUUUUGCUCUCUGCCAAAUGUAUUAUUUGCACUUUCUGUUCGAACAAAGAUGGGUGCAGCUUGUUCAUACCAUUCUGAUGAAUGUCACACUGUCAAAGGCCUUAACCUGAUCAUUGAGCACAGUGUGCUGAAUUGAACACAGCAUUCCAGCUGUGCUCACACCACUAUUUCAUCAGGGUUUGCUGUGGUAAUCUAUGCCUUUUCUUAACAGCCCUCGUAGUUUGGCCUCCAAGUCAUGCCUGGCUAUGUCCUCUUUAGAACUUAAUUUAUAUUGCUUCUCCAUUAUUGCUAUCACUUCAGGUUUUGCUGCAUUAAAUAUGAUGUGAUGGAUGCGUGGCCAUUUCACUGGCCCGUUUCUAUCUACCAGAUAUCUUGUCAAGUUACCAAAUGAAGAAAGCUGAGCCCUGUUUUACAAGAUAAUAUCCUGCCAUUAAGAGCUGAAACUGCCUGAUGUUCCUUAACUUUCUACCAUCAACUCCAGCAUAAAAAACUUGGGAAAAGAGUUCAAGAACUUUUCUCUGUGUAUAGUGGAGAGUUGAUUCUGGCAGUCUUGAAUGGUGACUUUAGGACAUUCAGUAGUUCCAAAUAUACCAUAUUUUUUUUAUUAAGCAGCAGAUACAUUAUGUAAAUAAUGACAGUUGAAGAAAUAAAAAAGAUUAAAACAUUAA
Hypanus sabinus (Atlantic stingray) is the source of this 7610-nucleotide messenger RNA. It is a transcript of the gene trpc1, whose product is annotated as transient receptor potential cation channel, subfamily C, member 1. The record is from RefSeq and is a predicted model, not a curated record. NCBI's taxonomy places the organism in Eukaryota, Metazoa, Chordata, Chondrichthyes, Myliobatiformes, Dasyatidae. The coding region runs from base 3723 to 5924 and encodes 733 amino acids. Gene Ontology annotation, cellular component: membrane; cation channel complex. Gene Ontology annotation, biological process: regulation of cytosolic calcium ion concentration; calcium ion transmembrane transport; manganese ion transport. The transcript has 15 exons. Gene Ontology annotation, molecular function: protein binding; inositol 1,4,5 trisphosphate binding; store-operated calcium channel activity.